UACACGAGAGGAAUCCGGAAGCGCCGGGCGCUGGUCUGGCGGCCGCUGGGGCCCAGGAUCCCGGCUGGGGUCCAGGAUGUCUGCUCAUCGGAAGCACGUGUUUACUGAAAAAGUGCUGAAGAGACUUUUUCCUAAUGUUUCAAGUGGCAGAGAUAAGGGGACACCUCAGACUCCUGCCUUGGAGACACCACCCAAGAAUGUGACCCCUGAGGCGGUACAGCACACGCAUGAUCAUAGGCCGACAGAUGGCGACAUUAAGACCCAGCCUGAACGUCGGCUCUACACUGUGAGUUUGCCUCCUCCAGGGUAUAUUCCUAGUUUGCCGGAACCUACCAGCUGUUCGAACUCUGAAAAUGCUUCCAGUGGUGGCGACACAGAAGCAGAGCCGGAUCACCAUGAUCAACCAAAAAGGAAAAGAAUUAGAAAACGCAAAUCCAAGAAAAACGUUAAAGACCUCAAUGAUGUUGCUAUAAAGCAAGCAGAACUAGAGAUGCAGCCAGGUCUCUCACAAGAGAAAAUGCAUCCAGAGCAUCCGGAUGCCCCCAAGAUGAGCAAAAACAAGAGAAGGAAGCUGAAAAAGAAGCUGCAGCUGAGGAGGAAGAGAGCGGCGGGCUUAGUCAAGGCCUUCGGGAUCACCUUCCUGUACCAGCCUGAGAGCAGCAGCGAGGCAGACGGUGACGACGACGUCGAGAGAGGAGAGGCCGAGGGUGACCAGCAGGGCUCGGUCUCAGGCCCCACCCAGGAAGACAUCGAACUCGCCAACAGUAAGACAGACAGCCUCCUGAGUUUCCUCAAGUCAACACAAGAAAUUUAUUUUUAUGAUGAUACUUCCAAAGACAUCGAUCCAGCUGUGUGUGUAGAAACCACAGAAGAGCUGCUGAGCCUCCUUGAGUCUCGGAGCAUGCCUCCCUCGGAUGUGCUCAUUCUGGACCACAUGAAAACUCUGCUGCUCCUGCAGGACACUGAGAGGCUGCAGAGCGCUCUGAAGAUGUUCCCAGAGCACUGCAUGAUGCCUCCUGACCAUGCCAGAGUAAUCUCAGCUUUCUUUAAUUAUUGGAUCACACAUAUUCUUCCUGAACAAAAAGCCAGUGAAUAAAACAGUACCUCUUUAAGAAGAGCUAUCUACUAUUUACAAGAAGAUGUUAAAUACAAAUAUGGGUGAACUGAGACUUCAUUCUUGUACAUAAAGAUUUAUUUUCUUUGUGAAUCAAACCGGAGACAUUGAAGACAUUUCUACCUUAUUAUUUAUUUCUGUGUUUGUAUAUAGUUGGUAAGAUGUUAAGUGAGAAAUUGGGGUAAAAUUGAAGUGUUUCACUUGCUUAUUGUUACAUAUGUAUUGGGUUAUUAUAUAAAUAGAUUUUUUCUAAAAAAAAAAUAAAUAAAUAGAUUUUUUCUAAUGCUUGUAAUAAUUUAAAACAGACAUUUUAUUAAAUAAACAAUAUAGUUUAAAGUUAUCAUAUUUGUUAUAAAAAAAAUCACCUUGUGUCUGAAAACCAUAAUGCCUAGGGAGGUGGCCCAGCGUGUAAGGACUCUAGCUAUGCAAGUGAUGCUGGGGGUUUGGUCCCCGAAACCCAAAGCUCUUGCCAUGGCACACAUCUGUAAUCCCAGCAUGCCUACAGCAAGAUGGGAGAUGGGAGAAUUUCCUGGAGGUUCCCCAGCCAGCUCACCCGAAGUCUGCAGCGCAGCAGCAGAAACAGAGACCCUGCCUCAGCAAGGCGGAAGGCAGGAACCUGCUCUCAAGAGCCUACUCCUGAACAUUAUUCUCUGACGUCCACUGUGGCGUGUGUGCACCCGCACUCACAAACACACAUGCACACGCAUGCACACACGAAACAAUACUUCUUAAAAUGCUAUAUGGCAUUUUAAAUACUUUUUAAAUACCAUAUUAAUCACAAGUUCUACCUGGCUACCAAAAAGUUUAAAUAGUUUGGUUAUAACUGAACUUAUUCUCUUCCCUCUUGUCGACAUUAGAAAUGGUAUAAAGAAUCUGUUUUUCUUGUUUUAUCUUUCUUUGUAUCAAGGCAACAGCCACCAGUUUCUAUACGUUGAGUUCUAAAAGCAUUGGUCACUUGACCGCGCAGGUGCCGGGGAAGACACAGAUUCACCAGUCAUUAGCUCUAUCCGUGAAAAUAUAAUAUGAAUAAAAUGAACUUCAUGUCUACUCAUUUUGGAGUAGUAAUGAGUUCUCCCUGGCACCACGGUUGACCCUGCCCUGGCAUUAUAAGUCUGUGUCACCAUCCUGCUCAAUUUGAAUCUUUUUUUUUUCCCCUGGAGACAGGGUUUCUCUGUGUUGUUUUGGUGCCUGUCCUGGAACUCGCUCUGUAGAUCAGGCUGGCCUGGAACUCACAGAGAUCCGCCUAGCUCUGCCUGCCUCCCGAGUGCUGGGAUUAAAGGUGUGCGCCACCACCGCCCCACCUCAAUUUGAGUCUUUUAAAAGUGAAACGUUUAUCGGAGGUGUUCAACACAUAGCUCAGAGACUGGCUGCCCAGGACAGUUAGGAAGGUAGCCCAACACAAAAUUAUAAAUGAACUUACUUAAAACAAUAAGAAUGUUUCCUUACUUCUUCCUUUUAUUUAUGUUUGUUGUUGUUGUUUGUUUGUUUUUCAAGACAAGGUUUUUCUGUGUAGCCUUGGCUGUCCUGGAACUCACUCUGUAGACCAGGCUGGCCUCAAACUCGCAGAGAUCCAACUGCCACUGUCCCCCGGGUGCUGUGAUUAAAGGUGUGCACCACCACCACCACCACCACCAACAGACUUCUUUUUUUUUUUUUAACUUGGAAGCUUAAGUGUGGACACUAUGAAUGACAAUAUGUGUCACAUGUUGUACGUGUUCUUGAUACCUGGACACAUUGAUGGUUUUAGUUCUAUGGGGGUGCUGUCUCCCACACACAGACAGUUGGGUUAGCGCCGUCCAUCAGUGUUGCAACAUCUCCUGGUGCCUUGAGAGUAGGAUGCAGCUGUUAUCAGUGACGUUUUCAUCGCCUGGUGCAAACGACAGGUGUUCAGCGUUAGAAGACAGACAAAUGUCCUUAUCUGAGCAAUAAAGGUAUUUCUGCCCUCAGCCACGCCAUGCGUCAUCCACCGCACUUCACAGCCCUCACUUCCCCAAGCCCUCCCUGCCUUCUUUUCCCCGUCAGUUCAUUUUCAUAAUAAAAUUACAUGUAGUCCCUUA
Molecule: messenger RNA, 3171 nt
Organism: Peromyscus maniculatus bairdii (prairie deer mouse)
Lineage: Eukaryota; Metazoa; Chordata; Mammalia; Rodentia; Cricetidae
Gene: Erich1
Product: glutamate rich 1
Source: RefSeq, a predicted model, not a curated record